Molecule: messenger RNA, 1017 nt
Organism: Drechmeria coniospora
Lineage: Eukaryota; Fungi; Ascomycota; Sordariomycetes; Hypocreales; Ophiocordycipitaceae
Exons: 4
Coding region: 1-1017 (338 amino acids)
Source: RefSeq, a predicted model, not a curated record
AUGCUAUUCAUGUUCAUCGCAAGCUUCGGUGGCCUCUUCAUCCCUGGAGCGUUUACCCAGCUGUUCACGGUGAACUGCGCAACUCUAACGGUUCAACGAGGUGAUCCCAUCGUCUAUCCCGGCGUGGUAUCACCCCAUGUGCAUGCUGUUGUGGGCGGCACUGCCUUUGCACUUACAGAAUCCAACGAGGCGGCCAAAGCUGCCAAUGCCACAACCUGUGACAAGCUGCUGGACAACAGCAACUAUUGGCAGCCGCAGCUGUACCAUCAGAGAAACGAUGGCAGGUUCGAGAUCGUGGAGAUGCAGGGAAUAGCGGCCUAUUACAUCAACCGGGCAUGCGACUACGCAGAAGGACGUACGAACUGCAACGGCAUGCCACAUGCUCGAGCACCGCCUGCCGGCUUGCGCAUGGUUGUUGGCAACCCCUAUUUGAGAACGUACGACCACUCAAACCCGGCACAACGGGCCAUUUCUCACGUCUGUCUGGGGAAAGAAAACGUGCCAGACACACCGCAUCUUCCAACGAGGCAGUGUGAUCGCCUCCGAGCGGAGACUUUCUUUCCAUCUUGCUGGGACGGAAACAAUCUAGACAGCUCGGACCACAAGAGUCACAUGGCAUUUCCGGCAAUCGGAGACUACAAUACUGGGGUAUGCCCCAAAUCGCACCCAAUUGCCAUCCUCUCCGUCUUCCUCGAGUUCUUCUAUGACACUGGUGCCGUCAAGGACUUCAACAGGUGGGUUUGGGCCAUGGGCGACGCCACGGGAUACGGACUGCAUGGAGACUUUCUCAACGGUUGGACGGACCAGAACGCCCUCGGCAGGGCCAUGGAUACUUGCACCGGCCCGCAGGGUGUAGAUGCACCCAGCUGCAGUCUGAAUAUUGGACCGGACGGACCAGGGCGCUCGAGACGGCAGGAUAUCGAGACGGACGCACCGAGGGAGGAGGUUGGUUUGAAUGGUCCCCUCGACAAGCUGCCGGGGGACAACCCGGUGACCGGUGAGCCGAUUCGAGGUUAG